AUGGAUCCCCUAUCCUCUGUUGGCCUGGCCAGUAAUAUCCUCCAGUUUGUCGAGUUCUCAGUCAAGCUGGUCAGUAAAGGCGUCGAAAUUUACUCGUCCACUGACGGCGCGCCCGUCCAACAUGCCGACCUCCGAGCAUCUUUAGAUAACCUGCGGGAGCUGGCGGCGCCAUUUCGCCAACGGAAGAAUUUGAGACUGUCGAGGGACCCUGAUGAGAUACGUAUUGUGCAGACGGCUAUUGCGUGUAAUGAGACUGCCCAUGACCUGCAAGAUGCGCUCGAUGGUUUGGUUGCGACUCCGCACAGCAUGACGUCCAGCGUUUUAAAGGCGCUGCAAAGCGUGUGGGUGCAAGGAAAGAUUGACUAUAUGGUCGGCAGGCUAGAGGGCUACAGGUCUGACCUGCAGCUUAUGAUGAUCAAUGCCGUUUUGAAUAGGCAAUCGUUUCUACAGCGAUCCAUCGACACGCUCAAAAAAAGCAAUAACGAUGAGCUUGGCAUCAAAUCGGACGUGAUGCUCGCUCGCGUCCAGGACCUCAAGGACGAGCUUCGCGACAUACUGCAUGCGCCUCAGCACAGCAGGCCUGGGCGCGACAAGCUGGGCGAAUUGUACGCUGAGGCUCAAGAGAUCGCCAAAGCUACAGAUAUGCUGCGGUCGUCGCGGUUUCACCGAAUGACGCUGCGUCGCCACAACGUCGCCGACAGACACCUCACCACUCUCGAAUGGGCCUAUGAGAAACACCACGAGGGCCAGCGGCUUCAUUUUCGUGAAUGGCUUGAAAGGGGCAAGGGGGUAUACUGGGUUACUGGCAACGCCGGUUUCGGCAAGUCGACCUUGAUGAAGUUUGUCUAUCUGGACCCGCGGACCAAACAGUAUCUGCGAAGCUGGGCCGGACAACAGCAGAACCUCGUUAUGGCGGACUUCUUCUUUUGGAAACCCGGUGCAGAGCUUGAGCGAUCCCAAAGCGGUCUUUUGCGUUCGUUGCUUUAUGAAGUGCUUCGGCAGAUGCCCGCGAUUAUGCCCCGGGUGCUGGGGGCGAGAUGGGACGACUGGAUCACAGAUCAACCAUGGACGCUGAGCGAACUGCAAGAGAUUUUCCGCCUCGUCAGUGAAAAGUCAAGAACAUCUAGUCAUCCCGACAUUAAGUUCUGCUUUUUCGUGGAUGGUCUAGACGAAUACAUGGGCCAAUCACAUGAGAUAGCCCAGGCUGUGCAGGAGCUCAGCGACACACCUAAUAUCAAACUCUGUGUCUCAAGCCGACUGUGGAACACAUUCGAGGCAGCGUUUGGGCACGACGAAAAAGCACUUUUGCGCAUGAACGAGCAUAAUCGAGGACAUCCGGAGAUAUGUGCAUGA
This is a messenger RNA of Fusarium proliferatum ET1, 1353 nucleotides long. RefSeq lists its product as uncharacterized. The transcript has 2 exons. The record is from RefSeq and is a predicted model, not a curated record. The coding region runs from base 1 to 1353 and encodes 450 amino acids. Lineage: Eukaryota; Fungi; Ascomycota; Sordariomycetes; Hypocreales; Nectriaceae.